Messenger RNA from Cynocephalus volans (Philippine flying lemur), 1158 nucleotides. It is a transcript of the gene NR2E1, whose product is annotated as nuclear receptor subfamily 2 group E member 1. The coding region runs from base 1 to 1158 and encodes 385 amino acids. Lineage: Eukaryota; Metazoa; Chordata; Mammalia; Dermoptera; Cynocephalidae. The record is from RefSeq and is a predicted model, not a curated record. Gene Ontology annotation, biological process: negative regulation of transcription by RNA polymerase II; anatomical structure development; cell differentiation. The transcript has 9 exons. Gene Ontology annotation, molecular function: RNA polymerase II cis-regulatory region sequence-specific DNA binding; nuclear receptor activity; zinc ion binding.
AUGAGCAAGCCUGCCGGAUCAACAAGCCGCAUUUUAGAUAUCCCCUGCAAAGUGUGUGGCGACCGCAGCUCGGGGAAACACUACGGUGUCUACGCCUGCGACGGCUGCUCGGGGUUUUUCAAACGGAGUAUCCGACGGAAUAGGACGUAUGUCUGCAAAUCUGGAAACCAGGGAGGCUGCCCGGUGGACAAGACUCACAGAAACCAGUGCAGGGCGUGUCGGCUGAAGAAGUGUUUGGAAGUCAACAUGAACAAAGAUGCCGUGCAGCACGAGCGGGGGCCUAGGACGUCCACCAUCCGCAAGCAGGUGGCCCUUUACUUCCGAGGACACAAGGAGGAGAACGGGGCGGCCGCGCACUUCCCCCCCGCCGCGCUGCCCGCGCCGGCCUUCUUCACCGCGGUCACACAGCUGGAGCCGCACGGCCUGGAGCUGGCGGCGGUGUCCGCCACCCCCGAGCGGCAGACCCUCGUGAGCCUGGCUCAGCCCACGCCCAAGUACCCCCAUGAAGUGAACGGGACUCCAAUGUAUCUCUAUGAAGUGGCCACAGAGUCGGUGUGUGAAUCAGCUGCCAGGCUUCUCUUUAUGAGCAUCAAGUGGGCAAAGAGCGUGCCAGCAUUCUCCACACUGACUUUGCAAGAUCAGCUGAUGCUUUUGGAAGAUGCUUGGAGAGAACUGUUUGUUCUAGGAAUAGCACAAUGGGCCAUUCCGGUUGAUGCUAACACUCUACUGGCUGUAUCUGGCAUGAAUAGUGACAACACAGACUCCCAGAAGCUGAAUAAGAUCAUAUCUGAAAUACAGGCUUUACAAGAGGUGGUGGCUCGGUUUAGACAACUCCGGUUAGAUGCUACUGAAUUUGCCUGUCUAAAAUGCAUUGUCACUUUCAAAGCUGUUCCUACACACAGCGGUUCUGAACUGAGAAGUUUCCGGAAUGCGGCCGCCAUCGCAGCUCUUCAAGAUGAGGCUCAGCUAACUCUCAACAGCUACAUCCAUACCAGAUAUCCCACUCAACCCUGUCGCUUUGGAAAACUCCUGUUGCUUUUGCCAGCUUUACGUUCUAUUAGUCCAUCAACCAUAGAAGAAGUGUUUUUCAAAAAAACCAUCGGCAAUGUACCAAUUACAAGACUGCUUUCAGAUAUGUACAAAUCCAGUGAUAUCUAA